AAGAAGCCCUGAGGCAAACCUGCGCCGUUUCUACAUUAGUGGUCUUCGCUGUCUUUAGAUGUUUGUCUCUCUCCCCCCCUCUUUUUCCUAGCAGUCGGAAGCGAGAGCUGUACGUGAACUUGGUUGUGAGCGGUGGAUCCACCGGCGAUAUCAGGGGCCGCCAAAAUGUAAAUUGCUUUAAUUUAUUUUUUUAAAUUGUUCCUUAAUAAUUGCCUAGGUAAUUCAAAAUUUUAAUGAAUGAUAAUGCUUUUCUAAAUUAAAUCUAACAAGCAAUGGAAAACGUGAUAGUUAAUUAGUUUGUUUUCCUCCACGUGCACAUUUUUUUCCCCACGUGCACUUUUUUUUUUAAUUCUCUCUACUCCCGAAAACUAGUGUAUACUUGGUUUAGUGAAGAAGUUGUGUGGAAAAUUUAUCUGAAGUUAUAUACGAUGUAUCGUCAGGCCAUUCUGCAAAUUCUCCCUAAAUGGCAUUUUUGGAACAACAGAGUAUGUUUUUCGCAUGUGAGACUUAAGGAGAACUUUCAGAAAGUCUUAGAAGUUAUCAAGGAAAACAACAGAGCCCAAAAAUUCUGUGGUAUUCUCAUAAACGCUAAAGAAGUCGCUCAAGAAUCUGAUUAUAUCUCUCUUCACCCUCCCGUAGAAAUUUCCCUAAACAAGGAUGAGUUAGAAGCUCAUUCAAUUAUCUGCGAGCUAAAAGAAAUCAUUCAUAAAGAUAAGCCUGAAUAUAUUCUAAUUGAUACAAUCUUAAAGGCGCUUAGAAAUAGCUCUAAUGAAACACGUCAGCAGCUUAUUUCACUUCUUUUUAGUAUUGAUACGGUUAAUUUCUUAAAUCCCAAGAGCCAGAGUUCAAAAGAAUACUUAAAAUCUUUUAUAAGUGAUGUUGAAUGCUUUUUUAAAAAUGCAAAUGAGAUAAAUCCUGAUAGGAUUUUAGAUACCCAAGGAGCUUUCAAAAUGGUUGAAGAUAGAUUAUUUGAUCAUUUUGGGGACACUGAGUCAGAUGAUGGAUCACUCUUUAUUCAGCAUUCAAUCUCUUAUCUACAUUCCAUAGUGUCCAGUGUAAUUUUUGACGAAGGUAAUCACUCCGAUGAUUAUAAUAGAGAAAUCGAAGCUUUAAUGUCUGAUGCUGUUUCACUAAUUUCAACUAGGUUGUUUCUACUGCACAGUGCCUCAAAAUCUAUUAUAGAGAAAUGUUUAUUGGCACGAAGAUCUUCACUAGCUAUUGACAGAGAUGAUUAUAUUUGCGAACAGUUUUAUUUGCAGCAGUUUAGAUAUUGCUACUAUUUUUUGGACAAGGUGCCUUUUUAUUAUAUGUCAAGAAAAGAGAGACUCCUGCAGCACUUGAAAGACACCAAGAGUAGUAACAAUGCCUGGGAGUUUUGUGAAUUGCUUAGAUGUAUAAAUAGACCUAAUUCGGAUACUGAUGCGGAUAAAAUAUAUUUAAAUAAUGUUUUAAUUUCGCAUUAUCUUACAAACAGAAAUCAUACUGAAAAAUUUGAUUCGGAUACUGAUACGAAUAAAAUAUAUUUAAAUAAUGUUUUAAUUUUGCAUCGUCUUAAAAACCUAUUUCCUACUGAAAAAUUUGAUUUGGAUACUGUUACGAAUAAAAAAUCUUUAAUUAGUGAUUUAAUUAUGAAUCGUCUUAAGGACAUAAUUCAUACUGAAAAACCUGAAUAUAACAUAAAUAAAUUUAUCUUGAUGUCCCUAAUGAAUAGAACUCAUGUUUUAAAAGAAGUAAGUGAGUUUAUAUCUCGAUUUCUUUCGGGUAUUGAUAACUUUGACUGUGGGAAACAGAAUUCAGAAGAAUAUUUAAUGCAUUUCAUACAAGAAUUCGAACGUCUUAUUAAUUUGUAUGGUUAUAGUGUUGAUUAUUUUCAUAGUAUUAAUACGUAUGACAGAAACAACAUAAAUGCUUUAAAAAAAAUUUCUACUACUUUAAUGGAGAUUACAAGGAGAUGUACAGCAGACCUUCUAAGAGCUUUACGCCAUGAAUACCAAUUGCAUUUCGUCGACGAAGAGAAGAAAAAAAUUGGAUUUUUGAUGGUAGAGGCUAUUGCACCUAUUGAAAAAAUUGUGUGUAGAACCGAUUGUAUUCAAACGUACGGCAAGAUAAAAAGUUUUUUUUUGUUACGAAGAUCCUCUCUUCAGUAUUUCAGAGAUUUUUUUGAUUCAUUUCCUGUUGAUGAAACUCCAUUAAAACGUUUUGAUAUGAACAGAAUAGAUUUGUGCAUCGAGGAAUUAGAUAGGAAUAUUGAUGAUAUGUGUAAAAUUGCUGAAUAUUGUGCUUAUCUGGAGGAUGAGGAAGAUGAGGAUGGGGAGGGUUAUUUCAGUGAUUACGAGGAACACGAUGACCUCAAAAAGGAUGGCGCAUCUACAAUGCCUGAAUCACAUGUGUGGUGGGCUAAGUGUUCUCAAACCCUAAAUCGUUUAAGGAUUAAUCAAUUUCUUAAUCAACUUUGUUAUUUCUCUUGAGCUGUAAUAUGACAUUCUAAUAAAAAGAAAUUUCUGUAUGUAACAGUA
This is a messenger RNA of Parasteatoda tepidariorum (common house spider), 2516 nucleotides long. RefSeq lists its product as uncharacterized. NCBI's taxonomy places the organism in Eukaryota, Metazoa, Arthropoda, Arachnida, Araneae, Theridiidae. The record is from RefSeq and is a predicted model, not a curated record.